Molecule: messenger RNA, 1551 nt
Organism: Eimeria mitis
Lineage: Eukaryota; Apicomplexa; Conoidasida; Eucoccidiorida; Eimeriidae
Exons: 3
Coding region: 1-1551 (516 amino acids)
Molecular function (GO): DNA binding
Source: RefSeq, a predicted model, not a curated record
AUGGGGAAACAGAAGGGAGGGCGUAAAGCCUCCUCAGCAGCUGCAGCAGCAAACCGUCAGGAUGCUUCUGCUGCAGCAGCAGCAGCAGAACAGCAGCAGCAGCAGCAGCAGGAGGAACAACAGAAAGAGCAGCAGCAGCAGCAGCAGGAGGAAGAACAGCAGAAGGAGCAGCAACAGCAGCAGCAGCAACCAGAGCAGCAGCAACCUCAGGAUCAGCCGCAGCAGCAACCAGAGGAGCAGCAGCAGCAGCAGCCGCAGCAGCAGCAGCCGCAGCAGCAGCCCGAGCAGCAGCAGCAGCAGCAGCAGCAGCAGCAGCAGCAGCAGCAGCAGCAGCAGCAGCAGCAGCAGGAGUUAUCUGGUAUUCGAUUAAAGAAAGCUUACAGUGUAGAGACAGAUUUAUUUGCAGAUGAAAAAGAAAGAAAAGAAGAAGAAGAAGAAGAAGAAGAAAUAAAUAAAAAUAAAAAUAAAAAUAAUAUAAAAGCAACAGAUAUUUUAAAUAAAAUGAAACAAAAAGAAAAAGAAGAGAGACAGAGAAGAGAGAGAGAAGAAGAAGAAAGAAAGAGAAAAGAAAAAGAAGAAGAAGAGAGACAGAGAAGAGAGAAAGAAAAAGAAAAAGAGAGACAAAGAAAACUAAAAGAAGAAGAAGAGAGAAAGAGACAGGAAGAAGAGGAAAAACAAAAAGAAGAAGAAGAAAGAAAGAGAAAAGAAGAAGAAGAAAUACAGAAAAAACUAAAAGAAGAAGAAGAAGAGAGACAGAGAAAAGAGAAAGAAGAAGAAGAAGAGAGACAGAAACAGGAAGAGGAAGAGAGACAAAGAAAACUAAAAGAAGAAGAAGAGAGAAAGAGACAGGAAGAAGAGGAAAAACAAAAAGAAGAAGAAGAAAGAAAGAGAAAAGAAGAAGAAGAAAUACAGAAAAAACUAAAAGAAGAAGAAGAAGAAAGACAGAAAAAGGAAGAAGAAGAAGAAGAAAGACAGAAAAAAGAAAAAGAAGAAGAAGAAGAAAGAAAGAGAAGAGAAGAAGAAGAAAAACAAAGAAAACUAAAAGAAGAAGAAGAAAGACAGAGAAAAGAAGAAGAAGAAGAAAGACAAAGAAAAAUAAAAGAAGAAGAAAGACAGAAAAAGGAAGAAGAAGAAGAAAGACAGAGAAAGGAGAAAGAAGAAGAAGAAAGACAGAAACAGGAAGAGGAAGAGAGACAAAGAAAAAUAAAAGAAGAAGAAGAAGAAGAGAGAAAGAGAAAAGAAAAAGAAAAAGAAAAAGAAAAAGAAAAAGAAAAAGAUAAAGAAGAAGAAGAAAAAGAUAAAGAAGAAGCAGCAGCAGCAGCAGCAGCAGCAGCAGCAGCAGCAGCACCAACGAUAGUAAUACAAAACGCUGAAGACAGCCGGCGAGCGUUUGAGGCUGCGCUGCGUAUGCUGCGUGGUGAGGAGCAGCAGGAUGCUGCUGCUGCUGCUGCUGCUGCAGCAGCAGCAGCAGCAGCAGCAGCAGCAGCAACAGAUGAAGAAGAAGAAGAAGAUAUACCGCUGCUGCAGCAGCUAACAGGCAGCAACAGAUGA